ACAGUUGUUGAUCCUGUCCGUGACGAUCUCAUACGCCUGGCCAACCCUGGUCCUACAGAAUUUGACACACUUCUUCAGGUGCAACUCAAGCAGGCUCUUGCGAAGAGUACACCACUGAGAUUGAUUCAACCUGAUGAAAAACAAAGACAGAUCAUGCUUGAGGAAGUCUCGGACCUAAUGGUUGACAUCUACAAAAUCUCAACAACAACACCAUCCAAUAUCACAUAUAUGACAUUUGAUCAGCUUAAGCGGACUGUUCCACAGAUAGCAUGGGACAACCUGCUGUACGCCGAGUUAUCUAGUGUUAUGAAAUUGGCAGACACUGCGAUGAUCUCAGUCGUGAAUCUCGUCUACUUUGAACAACUAGCCCUUGUGGCAUCCAGACACUCGGCUGAAGCUUUGGCCAACUAUCUGGUUAUAGCUGCAGCAAAGCAUUUGGAGCAGUAUAUCUAUAAUGAUGAACCGAGUUGGAUACAAUGCGUAGAGAAUUUGAAAUCCUUUGAGCCGGUACAGAAAUUAUAUAUACAUAGCCGUAGCCACGACUUCAAACUGGAAAAGGUAAGUUCAAAUAAGUACAAGUUUUUGUUGAUGCUUGUUAUGAAUGAAUAUUUUUGUUGA
Messenger RNA from Cylicostephanus goldi, 618 nucleotides. The record is from the annotation of a GenBank genome assembly. Lineage: Eukaryota; Metazoa; Nematoda; Chromadorea; Rhabditida; Strongylidae.